Messenger RNA from Pocillopora meandrina, 6042 nucleotides. The record is from the annotation of a GenBank genome assembly. Lineage: Eukaryota; Metazoa; Cnidaria; Anthozoa; Scleractinia; Pocilloporidae.
CUUUGUUAUUCAAAUCAUGAGCUUAAACGCUUGUCGCUUUGCUUUUCGUACGAGUAAUGAAUUAAUAACGCCAAAAAAACGAACCUCAAUCGUUGCAAAUUGCCUCUUUUGCAAAGUACUUCGAGAUUUUUUCAACUCAACCAAGUCACAGAUAUUGGACUCGUAUUGGUUUUUGCGUAUAAAGGCACUUUCGGGAGCAGGCGCAGUCUGACUGUUGCUACUUUAUAAGCACUGUACCCUGCUCGCGAGUCGUGAGUAAAUUCAUCGGAAAAACAGCUUGAAAUGAAUACGUUAACCGAGUGACAUUCCGUUUCCGUGCGACUCAAACAUGGCCGAGGAACUGCAGCGAGUCGAUUCUAAUCUCAAGCCGAGCGAACUGAAGGCGGCAUUCAAGCGAAGCCGGGACAUCGAUGCGCUGUUGGACAAGGAAAGAGAAUUGAAAGAGAAAGAAGUACAGCUGUUGAUUUUGGGUAAGAAUACCGCAGAUCUUACAAAUUCCUGGGUUGCCAUUUCGGCCUCAUAUAGAGCGGGAUGAAUAUUUAUUUCUAGAAUUUUUCAAGCAUACAACCCUCGUUCGUAUUUUGCCAAACCAGCGAAUCAAAACACGUUCGCCGCGGCCACUACACCAAGAAUUGUCCACCUUAGGAAGUAAAAAUCCCUAACUCUCUGUGUACAUUUGCUAAAAUGUUUUUAAUUUUUCCUUACGUUCUUAAAUAAACAACAACCCAAAAAUUUCUCUAUGGCAAAUAAAACCCUCUUAGAUAAUCAAAUUCGCCGCCGAAAGAUAGUCCGUAAAUACGCAAUCAAACAUAUAUAAUCCUGAAAAACUUGACGGUAUUAUGAAGAUUGUGUUUCACUAUCGAAGAUGCAGAUAUGAUAAUUAAGACUUAUGACUUGUGCUAAAUAUAAUCCCUCACGCGGGGUUCUUCAAGCUCUUGGAAAAGAAAGAAACGAAUAUAAAAGCACUUUACCUUCUAGACAAACAAACGACAUUUGAGGAAAUGGAAGAAAUAUUGGACCUACAUACGUAAAUUUGAACACUUCAAACUUACGUACUUUCAGCAAAUUCAAAUUUUACCUAUAUCAUAAAAUAUGAAUCAAAAUGUGACCGCCAAAAUAUUCGCACGCAUGUAAUCCGAAGUAAUUGUACCGGCCUGUUGAUGAAAUCAUUAAUUCAUUUUCAUGAAACAAGAAUUCGAACUUAGUAUUUAGCUGAACAUUUUGAGGCGAAGAUCUGAAGUUCGAUCCCUCAUGGGGACUUAGAGUUUUUUUCUUUGUUCCACUUUCGUGACAAAACAUCUUUCACUAUUUUGAGACAGCUUGGCAAAUUGGAUGUGAAAUUAAUUAUCAUGUAGACAUCUGACAUUAUGGCCACAAAGAAAAACACGAAUAAAUUUUUCAUCAGGAACGAUUAAAAAUAGAUUAUAAAAUCCAGUGAAUAUUGUUUAUUUUCAACUUCUGUUGUUGAAAGAAAUUACAAAAUUGUGAACACCGAAGUUAUUGACUGAAUGAAAUAUAUUUAUUUCCUUUUAUUGACUGCUGAGAAACUGAAAGUCAAUUUCCGUUUAGAGGCUUCAAACAUAUGGUCCAUUAUAAUUUCACAAUGGUUUUUGACAUAAACCAAAAAAAAUCAUAGAUAUUUUUGCAUAUACGUGUCGAUGGUUCGUUCGAUAGGUAUAUAGGUCAUGAUUAUUUCACCCCCUCCCCCUCGCUAUCCCUACCCCUCUACUCUUGUCUUGUCUUGUUGUCCUCCUGAACUGUGGAGGUCACAGCCAAGAACCUCUUUUGUUAUAAAUUGCAAAUACCGUCUUGCGUCGUGUUCAUCAUUUUAAUUCUACUUUAGUUUUUCGUAUUUUAUGUGUAUGGACAAGAGUCUAUAAUCUCUUGGUUUGGAGCAAUCGCACAUUCCUUUUUGUACAUUCUCUUUUGACCUGUUGGAUUUAUUUUUUUUUUAAUGAAGCUCUGUUCGAUUUCUGCUGCCUAAUUUCCUUUGUUAGCUUUUCUCCUUUUUACUUGAGCUUGUUUCAUUUUCAUUUUUAUUUUGUAUUAGGAUCGGGUUGUUCUGGGAAAACCACUUUUCUCAAACAGCUGCGAAUUCUAUACGGGGAUGGUUAUACGGAGAAAGAGCGGAAAGAAUUCAAGCCAGUUAUAUAUGGAAAUGUCCGAAGAGCCAUGAUUCGAAUUCUCGAAGCAAUGGAAGAGAUAGGGCUUACUUUUACCAACGAAGAGUUGAGCACCAAGGUAAUACAAUGUUGUGGGAGAUAACCUGCAAAAGAGAGGGGUUUUUAGUGGCGCUUUCAGGCAAACGAAGGCAAGUGCGAGGCGAAUACAAGGAGCGCGCAAAACACGCGCGAAGGAACGCAAAUUUCAUCAUGACUCUGUUCGCCUGGAAGUGCAAAAAAAACGACGCUCUCUCUGAAAGCAAUAUAAGAGAUGCAGGGGCCCUUUUUGUUAAUGCGCCCUCCUCCUGAUCAGGAGCUCAUUUAAGCUUUGGCAAGGUCCGACGUGAGGUGUUUCUAUACAAGACACUUUGUUAUUCGAUUGCUUCUCUACCAGUAAACAGUCUGGGGCAACCUCGUUUAAGUCUUGGUUUUUGCUCAUGCAAAUAUUGUGUCAGUGGCAGAACAAAUUCGAACAUAAAUCAAAGAUUCUUGUCACGCGACGCCUUCUAUUCGUGCAUUUGCUCAAGUUGAAACCGUAAAUGGGCGGUGACAUGCAUCGAAUUAUUUCAUAAAAACAAAUAAUUGGGAGUUUCAAGUUCUCCGUUUCCCUUCAUAUGUUUCCGGAUAUUAAUACCCAUGAAAAUUUCAAUUUCUUUUGGCGGAAAUUUUGCGGGAUUUCAUUCAUUUUCCGUUUUUUGCCUUUUAAGUUUAGCACAAGGAAUUAAGGCGCGAUCAGCCAUAAUUGAAUCGGAUCAAAUUUGGGCAUGUUUCUUCCGCACAUUCCACUUUUUUUGAUCUCGAUCAGGUGCUGAGCGCCGCAGAGCAUAAGCCCCUUGGGUUGCAUGCAGCUAUUUUGAGAAAGGUAGGCGGAAAAGAAAAAAAGCGUCAAGUGCCCGCAACAACCCCUAAAGGUAUUGUGUGUGGUUCUAAGGUCACGGUUCUUCGACCUCAAGGAAACUGUUAAGAUGAAGUAUCGCGGGUUUCAUGAAUUUAUUUAUUUGACUUAUUAACAUUCUCUGAUUACCGGAUACCCCGAUCAGCUAGACAGAUUACCUUUCCAGAUUAGCGCAUAUACUUUUGUCCUUUUUUCCGACAGCCUCUCUCGAAACAGCUGUAUACCUAAAUUUUAAAUCCAAAAUUAUUAUUUAUUCACCCAGGACCUCCAUCAGGAGCUACUAGAACAUGCCGACUCAGAAGACAGUGAAAAUAACAACUUUUCGCUGGCAGACAGAGUUCCGUUGCUGACAAAAUUCUGGAACGACUCCUCAGUACAGACUUGCUUUGGCCAAAGAAAUUUGUUUUACAUCGACGAUUCCGCUAAAUAGUAAGUAAAACUAUAAAAAUAUCGGUUACCAUUGAUUAUUGUAAGAGAAAACAGAAAGAAUUAGUAUCGGAACGCGCUUUUAGAGCGUUUUUAGCGCGACCUCAGCCUCUCUUGGCGUGAUUACUGCGACAUACUCGCGCGAUAGCUGCAUGGUUUGCGGGUAAUAUACUUUGACAGACCUACUUAAGUGUGAAUGUACAGAAAGAUUUCGGAUAACUGAAGGUGGUUUUCUUGAUGUUGCUUUCGUACUGUAGCGUUAAAUAUUAAUAAGCUAGUAAUGUCUGGUAUAUUGAGCAAUCAGACAUAAUGUAGAGCUAUCGUACGCUCUUUCUUCCUCAUAGGUAUCUUAUUUACAAGAGUAACGUAUAGUACGCUUGUCUUUACAAUGAAAGUUGUUGCCUGCGAGCAAGGCCUUCAUUAUCGACGCGUAGGCGCGAGAGUCUCUUCACUUGCGAGAUGUCUGCACUGAUUAUUAGUGCAAAACCUAUCCUCGACUCCUCUCAAAUCUUCCCACGCACGGAGAAAAGUGCGUCCUGCAGCGCUGAUAAUGAAGGCGUUUACAGGCCAUUCGUAGCCUGUGUAACCUGUGACUUAUUGCGCCCAUUAUUGUUUUUUAAUCAGUUUUUUUGAGAAUCUCGAAAGGCUAUCACAUCCCGAUUACAUCCCAACACACGAGGAUAUUCUGCACGCUAGGCAACAAACUCAAGGUGUUCAAGAAAGAAAAAUUUCAGUAAACAGUUACAAUUACAGGUAAGGUGGUAAAGAUAUUUAAGAAUAUUCAGAUUACUUUUAAAAAGAUCAUUACGAGGCUUAACUCUUGACCCUAAGGGUGACUGGCAUCUAAUUUCUCAUAACAAUGUCACCCCUAAAUCAUACAAAAAAAGUUAUGAGAAAAAAAGAAAUGAUCAUCAGCUAGCUCUUGAUUGUUACAAGAAUUCUCCUUGUCAGCACCUUAGAAAUUUAAAGGCUAUGUCUCAACACACUUAUGAGCUACUUCCAAAGCUCUGUAGAUCUCAUCGCUGUCACCUUAUUUUCUACUUAUUUUCUUUGUUGUUAACAGAGUUAUAGAUGUUGGAGGACAAAAAAGUCAACGCAAAAAGUGGAUUCAUUUCUUUGAAGGUGUAACAGCCGUUGUGUUCUUUGUGUCAUUGAGUAGCUUCGACGAAUUCGUCGAGGAGGACGAAAAUUCGGUAAGUCGCUCUGCUAUUGUUCAGUGUUUCCGAAUGUUCACGAAGAUUUCCGAAGUUGUCAUAUUUUUAAAAAAGAACACCAAAUCAAGAUUCCAGAGUCCUUUGAAUGUCUCCAUUUUUCAUUCGAAAAUGAGCAAAGUAUCCGAUAUAAAGCUGCAGCUUAUCAAGAUACAGACAUAAAAAACCCUUUGAGUUUAAUUUUUUCAUUUAGACGUUGAAAUGUAUAAUUAAAAAUAAAUUUCCAUUUUUUUUUCGUUCUUUAUUGGGUCGCAGAAUGCUAUGCAUGACAGCCUGGAGUUAUUUGAAGAAAUCAGUCAAAAUGCUUUCCUUGAGAAGACGGAAUUUAUUCUCUUUCUUAACAAGCAUGACUUAUUCGUGGAGAAGCUGAAGACUUCAAAUCUGUCUGCGUGCUUUCCCGACUACGACGGUAAGUGGACGACGUUCAAAGCUGAGAUUGCUUGAUAGGCUCAGCGAACGGGAAGCCUUGCUUCUGUCGAGAGGGAAGCUUACCGUUGCGCGCACGCGUAAUUCCUUAGUAUUCUCCCGGGCAAGCUCAUGCUUUUUCUGGCCAGAAAAACUCUUGACCACGAUCGAAAAUAAAAUGUUUCCUGAUAUUUGAUUGGCUGGGCCUUAUACAAUCCGUUGUGCUAAGAACGAGAUUGAUAAAACUUUACUUUCUGUAUAGGAGCAGUAGCAUCAUUGGGCUCGCAAAUCCUCCACCCUCCAACAUUCUGAACGGUGCAAGAUUGGCUGGAGGGGGAGGGGGGGAGGGGGUUAAGGCUUUGUACGUUUUAUUCCAACUUGAGACCUGCACCCUUACCUUUCAAAUGUCAGUUUUGGUCCAAAAGCUAUCUAUUUUACUUACUUAGGAUAAAAUUCCACACCGCACUCCUCCUUUACCCUCUCUUGAAAUCCUCUUCUCCGACUCGUUUUAAGAAACUCCCUAGGGCAAAACCUCCGUACAUACGAUCCAUGACAUAGUCACCCCUGGGGCAGUGCCCCGUCGUCCCCAUCGCCCCGUUCAAAUUGCUUCUUGGAAUCGCACUUUAAAAGAGGACGGGUACGCUGAUUUCCUCCUCGCAUUGUUUUUGGAGGAAGAGUGGUUAAAAAAGAUCAUUUUAUUUUUAAAGAAAACAAUUUCUACAUGACAGCAUAUUGAUAUAUUAUAUUCUUGCUUGCAGGAGGUCCAGACCCCGAGAUAGGUUUAAAUUACAUCCGGGAGUUGUUUUUGUCCAAGAAACCCGCUGACAAGCACAUGUAUUUGCACGUGACAUGUGCAACAGACACUGACCUAAUGAAAGCGGUGUUGAAAGAUGUGUUUGAAAUUUUAGUCGAUAUAAACCUGAAGAAACUCUCUACACUUUAA